CCUACCGUCUUUCACUCCCUUUUUCUCCUCAUUGCUGGUUGUUCACGCUGACCAGCUCAAAGCCAAAGAGCUCCUCUGCCCCUCUCAUACUGACCGAGCUUUAAGCCAGAACUUUCCCCUGAAGCACUGAGAUAUUACCCGAGAGGAAGCUAUUGCUCAAAUCUAAAGGCGACCGGUAAUCUUUGGACCAAAGGAGAAGUGCAGCGGGGCAGGAAGGGCAGCGGAAACAAGUGAAUCCCUGCAUCUUUGCGAGGUUCUCGUCACAGUCGGGCGGAGGUGAAGUUUCUGCACAUUUACAGCAGGAUCUGUUGCAGCCAUGACUCAAAGCAACGGGGAGAACCCGCAGAGGAGCGGUCUCCACCAGAUACGGGCCGGGAUCCAGUCUCGAUCGCUUCUGGCCAAGAGGAGAGUGGAGAACAUCACGAAGGAUGAUGUGAAGGGAUUCUUUAUUAGAAAUGCCUUUGUGAUCCUCACCGUUAUUGCUGUCAUUUUCGGUGUGAUUCUGGGAUUUUCCCUGCGGCCGUAUAAAAUGUCCUACCGUGAAAUUAAGUUCUUCUCCUUCCCUGGAGAACUGCUGAUGAGAAUGCUUCAGAUGCUGGUGCUGCCCCUGCUGGUUUCCAGCCUCAUUACAGGUAUGGCCGCUUUGGACAGCCGUGCUUCGGGGAAAAUGGGAAUGAGGGCAGUGGUGUACUACACCACCACAACCAUCAUCGCUGUGUUCAUCGGUAUUGUCAUGGUGCUUAUUAUUCACCCCGGGAAAGGAUCAAAGGAGGAGUUCACCAAGCAGCAGAAGAUCGAGCAGAUCAGUGCUGCUGACGCCUUUCUGGAUCUUAUCAGAAACAUGUUUCCUCCCAACAUUGUGGAAGCUUGCACUAAACAGGUAUAUUUUAUAUAUAUUUAUAUAUAUUUAUUAUCCCUUAGGCUAAAUCUCAAAUAUUCUAAUGAAAUGAAACUUUUUCCAAAAUGUCGUCCGUUUUGCUUCUUCACCACCCAGUUCAAGACUCAGUAUGUCAAGAGAGUAAUUCACGUGACAAUGACGGUGAACGACACAAUAUUUGCACCCAACGGCAGCCAGGAGAUAACCCGGGAGGAGAUGAUCCCAGAGCUAGGGACCGUGAACGGAAUCAAUGCUCUCGGCCUGGUGGUGUUCGCUAUUUGCUUCGGUCUGAUCAUCGGGGGCAUGAGGGAAGAGGGACAGCCUCUGAAGGACUUCUUUGACUGCCUCAACGAAGCCAUCAUGAGGCUGGUUGCCAUAAUAAUGUGGUAUGCUCCUGUCGGCAUCUUGUUCCUGAUUGCUGGUAAGAUCGUGGAGAUGGAUGACAUUUCGUCCAUGGGAGGCCAGCUGGGAAUGUAUACCGUGACCGUCAUCUGUGGCCUGCUCAUCCACGCCAUCAUCGUCCUUCCGACGCUCUAUUUCGUCAUCACCAGGAAGAACCCCUUUGUCUUCAUUGGGGGACUGUUGCAGGCACUCAUCACUGCCCUGGGAACAUCCUCCAGUUCUGCCACAUUACCUAUCACUUUUAAAUGCCUGGAGGAAAACAACAAGGUGGACAAGCGCGUGACCCGUUUCGUGCUUCCCGUCGGUGCCACCAUCAACAUGGAUGGCACCGCUCUGUACGAAGCCCUGGCCGCCAUCUUUAUCGCUCAGGUCAAUGAUUAUGAUCUUAACUUUGGACAGAUUCUCACCAUCAGUAUCACAGCCACAGCAGCCAGUAUUGGAGCAGCUGGAAUCCCUCAGGCAGGACUGGUCACCAUGGUGAUAGUGCUAACGUCUGUGGGCCUGCCCACGGAUGACAUCUCACUCAUCAUUGCUGUUGAUUGGUUCCUGGACCGAUUGCGCACCACCACCAACGUCCUGGGAGACUCCAUCGGUGCAGGUAUAGUGGAGCACCUGUCUCGCCAUGAGUUGCAAAACAAGGAACUUGAGGUGGUCAACUCGGUGGUGGAGGAGGUGGACAAGAAGCCGUACCAGCUCGUCUGCCAGGAGAAUGAGUAUGAGAACGAGAGGCCGGCGGACAGCGAGACCAAGAUGUAGGGGCGAGAUUUUUUAUUUUUUUCCCCCACACAUUCUUUGCAAAGGUCUGUGAACUGCAUUGGACCACGUCACAGUCCCUUUGAAUUCUCAAAAACUCAUCUCACAAGAUUCAAAUUAAAUUCAUCAUCAGCUAGAAAAUAUUUCAGCCAAGUGGAUUCCACUAAUACGUGAGGUUUCCCUCACAAACAGCACACCUGAAGUGGUUCGUGAUUGCGUUUGUGCUGUAGCACAAUAUGUAAAUGCCAUAGGUUGGCAGCUGUUUACUAUUAAGGAUGAAUGACAGACCCUUGGUGGUCAAAGGCUUGCAUGCUUAUCUGACUUCUCCUUUAUUCGGAGCUGUACAGAACUGUGAUUCCUAAUCUCACCCACUAGAGGCCAGUGUUGCUGUGUGUCUGAACACCGCAGCAGACCACAGCUCAUACUUGCUCAGACUUGUUCUGGAUUUAAAGUUGUUGCUUUUGUUUUAUGUCACUGGUGUUGUAUAUGAAAACAAUCUGGAGACAGAUGAAAAGUGUUAGAUAUCAUGCACACAGACUGAAUGACCAGUUUUCCGUGGGGAAUAAGGGCUAUUACAUACUUCUGUACUGACAUUUGUGGCUUUAUUUUCCAUUCUAUGAGUUAUAGCAUCUACUUUAGGGCAUGACUCUUACUUGUGUCCCUUGACUGUCCAAAGCAAAUGCUACUGUUAGGCAACACAAAGAUGUCAAAUAUCUUGGAAACUUUCCAGUGUUAAAAAUAAUCACACUUAAACCAAAAUGAAAAAACAAAACACCAAAAACAUUAAGCACAUUUCUGUGCACUUGUGGAUCAAAUCAUACCCCCAAAAGGUGGUAAUAUGCAAAAUACAAUGCUGUUUCAGUAAGAAGACAGUAAUGAAGUCCAAUGGCCAUUAUGGGCCAGUCUUUAGGCUCACAAACUUGAGCACGGAAG
This is a messenger RNA of Mugil cephalus (flathead mullet), 2965 nucleotides long. RefSeq names its product solute carrier family 1 member 3a (gene slc1a3a). The record is from RefSeq and is a predicted model, not a curated record. The transcript is spliced from 9 exons. Lineage: Eukaryota; Metazoa; Chordata; Actinopteri; Mugiliformes; Mugilidae. Gene Ontology annotation, cellular component: plasma membrane. Gene Ontology annotation, biological process: L-aspartate import across plasma membrane; L-glutamate import across plasma membrane; D-aspartate import across plasma membrane. Gene Ontology annotation, molecular function: neutral L-amino acid transmembrane transporter activity; glutamate:sodium symporter activity; L-glutamate transmembrane transporter activity. Bases 317 to 2035 code for a protein of 572 amino acids.